AUGCCGAGCCCCAGAACUCCGCGAACUCCUCGGACCCCAUCCAAGCGCAAGACUGCCCCGGUCGAGCGGGGAUGGUACCGGUCGACCCCGAAGCCCAAUCCAGCCCGAUCUCUGCUUGAUCUUCUGGACACUGCGGGUCCCAGCGUCCCCCGCACUCCGACAAAGAAGCGCAAAGCGGAGCCGGAUGAGCCCCUCAGUCCAUGGGCAGCGGAGGACGUACCUACUCUCGCGGAGGUGGAUAGAUUGGCAAAGAUGGCCAAGUGCCCAGCGUACCAGGUCCCUGUCAUCGUCAAAGGAAGGGCGAAGGUAGCCAAAUUGCAGGAUAUACCCAACUGGGGCAAGAGGAAGGACUGUCCAUUACUGGACAUGCUACCGAUGGAGGUACUUGACAAGUGCUUCAACCCUGAGCACGGCUUGAAGAUGCGUGACUGGAUCUCACUGGCUGGAGCGUGUACCUUUUUCCGAGACCGCCUGGACGAUGGCGUGUUCCGGGAUAUCUAUUCGUGCGCGGGUGCACAGAGACACUACGAGCCGCGUUAUAAGUCAACCGGCUCCACUCAUCCUGCCUCGCAUGCCUUCACCCGCCCCCUCAUCCUCACUCGACCGGAACGGCCCCCUCUCCCCGUCGCUGAGCCCCUUCCCAAUCCACCGCCAUACUUUAUUCCGCCCGGACCCCGGUCAUCCUGGACUUGGCAGCAGUACAAACGAUACAAGGAGGAGAAACAACUCUACUGUGCGAAUGAGCAGCACGAGCGAGAUGUGGCGAAUGAUAUGGCGGCGCAGCAGGCAUAUCGACCGAAGGGCCCGGACGAGCCGACGCCAACGAUCAUUACCAACAAGGGGCAGGUCAUGGUGACGUCGAAGAGGGACGGACUGAUGGAUGGACAGAUCAUGCGUGGGGAGGACGGGAAAGAGGUAGAGCACGGCGAAUUGCCUCCUCGACCGAAAGAGCCGGUACCGGCCUGGGCCGUGGAGCCAACCACGGAGGAUUGGGAGACGCCGGAGACGGAUGGCGAGGACGAGCUGGGACCAUACAUCGAGUUCCAGUUCGACGCCAACGGAGAACGGACCAAGGUGGAUACAUGGCCGAGCAAAUACAGGGCAAAAUGCGCGAAGGAGGUCAAUGAGCAUUGGCUCAGCCAGACCGAUGCCGUUUCGCAGUUCAAGGUUCACAAGCAGGAGCUAUUUGCGCUUAAGCACGUGAUGACGCCGAUCUAUCAUCCCAAAGUCAAAAACAAAUUCGCUUCAAUGUUCCGCACAGCUUCGGUUGAUGCCCUCAAGAUACGAUGUCAUGGUGACUAUGCGCAUUAUCUGGAGAGAACCAAUCAUAAUGCUGUCAAAUCCCAGAAGGCCCAAGAGACCAAGCAGGCGAAAGCCCAGCAAGCUAUAGCCGAGGGCAGGGCCCCUGUCACGCCCAGACGGAGUCCUAGCUGGGCGCGAUAUCAGAAUCAACUCCAGUGGGCUGACUUCGCCGACUACCCGAACAUGUGCCCUUGCAGGGGGCGGUAUGACUGCGAGAACUGGGCGUGUAACAAUUAA
Messenger RNA from Dioszegia hungarica, 1539 nucleotides. RefSeq lists its product as uncharacterized. The coding region runs from base 1 to 1539 and encodes 512 amino acids. The transcript is spliced from 9 exons. The record is from RefSeq and is a predicted model, not a curated record. Lineage: Eukaryota; Fungi; Basidiomycota; Tremellomycetes; Tremellales; Bulleribasidiaceae.